Messenger RNA from Fundulus heteroclitus (mummichog), 3870 nucleotides. It is a transcript of the gene mapk4, whose product is annotated as mitogen-activated protein kinase 4. Gene Ontology annotation, biological process: intracellular signal transduction; protein phosphorylation; cell surface receptor signaling pathway. Gene Ontology annotation, molecular function: MAP kinase activity; ATP binding. The transcript is spliced from 8 exons. The record is from RefSeq and is a predicted model, not a curated record. Gene Ontology annotation, cellular component: nucleus; cytoplasm. Bases 16 to 2193 code for a protein of 725 amino acids. Lineage: Eukaryota; Metazoa; Chordata; Actinopteri; Cyprinodontiformes; Fundulidae.
UUAAACUGAGCUGCCAUGGCCAGCCAGGCCACCCCUUUGUUUCUCCACGGCUUCGAACUCAGCGGACACUUUGUCGACCCCCGACCUCUUGGCACUGGUGUCACUGGCCUGGUCCUGUCCGCUGUCGACCAGCGAACCGGGCAGCGAGUAGCUAUUAAAAAGCUGGCGAUGCGAGAUGCAGUCACGGUGAAGCAUGCUCUGCGGGAGGUGAAAAUCACCCAACGACUCCACCACGAAAACGUAGUACGGGUCCACGAGGUUUUAGCCCCGUACGGAUGGCCGCUGCCCCGGGACCCGUCCCAGCUCAGUGCUCUGUACAUCAUCCAGGAGUGCAUGGAGACCGAUUUGGCCCGGUUACUGGACCAGGGACCACUACCUACAAGUCAUGCCACUCUGCUGUUUUAUCAGCUGCUGAGGGGACUAAAGUUCAUCCACUCGGCUAACGUCCUGCACCGAGACCUAAAGCCUGCCAACAUUUUCAUCAACACGGACCAAAUGCUACUCAAAAUCGGUGACUUUGGACUUGCCAGAAUAGUUGAUCCCCAUUACUCUCAUAAGGGCUAUCUGUCUGAGGGUUUGGUGACUAAGUGGUACCGAUCCCCCCGUCUGCUCCUGUCCCCCAACAACUACACCAAGGCCAUCGACAUGUGGGCUGCCGGCUGCAUACUGGCCGAGAUGCUCACUGGACGCAUGCUGUUUGCAGGAGCUCACGAGCUGGAACAGAUGCAGCUGAUUCUCGACACGGUGCCCGUGCUGAGAGAGGAGGACAGGCAGGAUCUUCUACAGGUGAUGCCUUCAUAUGUCAGUCAUGGAUGGAGAGUUAAGAUACCCUUCUCCGAGUUGCUGCCUGAAGUGGAUCCUUGCGCGGUGGACUUUCUCGAGCGCAUCUUGACAUUUAACCCCAUGGAUCGCCUGACAGCGGAGGAAGCUCUGUCCCAUCCGUUCCUUCAGCAGUACUCCUGUCCCGAGGAUGAGCCCGUCUCAUCACACCCUUUCCACAUUGAGGAUGAGCUGGACAGCCUCAACACCGAGCAGAGCCUGAGCAGCAGCGACAGUCAGGCCUCCAGCUUUAAUUGGGAAAGGUGCGAUAACAGUUCAUCAACCAGCAUAUGGGCACCGUACUCAGGCGAGAGGUGCCAGUGCAUGCCCUCUGGUCCUAUUCCAUCUGACCUGGGGGACACCACAGACACUGAGGAGGUGCGGAGGGACCCCAGGGCCAGUUCCAGCUCCCUGACAGAAGAAGCUCAGGUUGACCCCCGCAAAUAUUCCCAUAGCAGUUCAGCAGAGCGCUUCCUGGAGAGCUCUCACUCCUCUCUGGAACGGGUUUGUGCUUUGGGGUACGGGGAGCUUGAUUGCGGCCGCUCCUGUGAUUACAAAGUGGGCUCCCCUUCAUAUCUGGAUAAAAUCGCAUGGCGUGAGGGAAAGCCUCAGCACUACUCGGAGCCUAAGCUGAUUCUGGAUCUCUCUCACUGGAAGCACAACACCGGCAGACUCCCCGUGCCCGCCGAACCCAUUGGUGGCAGCAUAGAGGACCUUGGAGAGGGGAAAGAAGAGGAAGCAGAGGAAGGAGAGGAGGAAACGGGGGAUUUGUUCCAGGAAAUCACUCGCUGGGUGGAGAGCGCUCAUUCUCGUCUGCACUCGCCUAGUACCAGUCCAUCAAUGGGGCACUGCUCGCCCUCCUGCUACACCUCCUCCCCCCCUCUUCCGCUCUCUCCUACUGACCUCCCAACUCCUGUCUUCCACUACGACGAACAAAUCCAACUCCCAUCAGUUGAGUAUGUCGAGGACAGACUGAGCCCCCUCCCUUCCAUCACAUCUUCCUCCACUACCCUUCCCUUUCUCUUUCCAUCAUCUCCCACCGCUAUAUUUUCACCUCAGACAGCAUCGCCGCCCCCAACUCCGUUUGUGCAGCUCCCGGAGUCUCAACCGCUGUCCUCUACCUCCUCUAUUUCCCCGUCCCACAAUGCUGACUCCACAGAGUCUCUGCCGGUCAAGCAAAAGGACCGUUUGUUUGACCUGGAUGUGUUCAUAUCCCGAGCUCUGAAGCUGGUCCGGCAGAAUAAAGAGAAAGUCCACGCGAAGAAAGGAAAAGAUGAAGGUUGGAUGCAGGAGAGCAAAACGGCAAACAUUAAAGGGAAGGUGCCCCGGCUUUCAGAGCACAGGACUUCCCCAUCACAGACUCCCAACUCCUAAUGUCGCAAUUCAGUACAAGGUUCAGCACAAUAAUUACUAGAAAACUAGUCACUCUUCCAAAUAUACCGCAAAUGAGGGGUGUUCUGCAUUCUACCGUAGCAACUUGAAUUUUUAGUCCUUAAAUUGCUUCGUUUUUUGUGACAAAUCUGUUAAAAAAAAAACAAUUGUGCAGCUUUGUUUGGAAGGGUCCUCAGGCGGUCAAAGCUCAGAAGGAACUUGAGUAAAUAUGAGUCAUCACACUUGGCUCUGAAAAUACAAAACAUUUGCCCAGUCUGAGCAUAAAGUUUUAGUAUGCUUCUGCUAUAUGCCUGUUCCUAUAGGCAGGGGUGUCAUAAAGGGGGAAAAUUUUACAAUCCUGAAGGUCCCUGACUGUCAAGGGCACCAAAACAGAAAUUGUACACAUAUCAUUGUGAGCUUUUGAGAUGAUUUAGAUUUUUUUUUGGAUGGGGCCCAUAAUUGUCGGCAGUGCCCCUGCCUAUAGAUAGCCAUGUUACCUUUUAAUCAUACAAUACAUGAUGGUAACUUAACGGUGCGUUCUCUUUUCACCCGAACUAGGAUUUCCUGAGUUCCCAGUUGGAAACACGACAAGACCAGGAAAGUUAGAGGUCUCAUGGUGCAUUUAAUUUGUUUUAGAAGUCAAAGCUCACUCCUGAGUCGGAUAAACACGAAUGGCCCCAUGCAGCAACACUCUGUUUAUGAACAUCUUUACUAUUUAAAUGCAUAGAGAGAAAUGCCUUGUUUUAAGCUUGUAAAGAUGUGACAAAAUGCCAGGAUUCAAGCUGCAACUUCUGAGGAAAAGUGAAUGAACCAUUAUACUUGUCACACACAAAAAAUUCAAGUAAUUAUUAGCAGCAGUUUUAAGCAGACUCCCAUCAUGCGUUGGAAGCUUGCUUUAAAUGUCUUUCUAAACUCCAUCCUGUGAAAUCUUGAAAGAAUCUGACGGUCUUCCGAUUUUUACCAAAUGAUGACAGUAACACACUAAAAGUUUUUUUCUAAGCCUCUGAAUGUAAUCACUGAGAAGACAGUCAGUGCGAGUGUGACAUGGCAAGCUGUCAGGAUUUUAUUUAUUGCUGCUCUAACACUCCCACAGUCACAUACUGAAUUUUGACAACAGAAACUUCAAUAAAGUUUGGUUUCUAUUUGUUUUUCCAGUACAUGUAAUAUAUCUCUAGACCUUUUUGUGGCUAAAAUACUUCUGUGAUAUUUUCUAAAUAUUAGAACACAUGUAAUGAAUUUGGAGUUAGCUUGGAUCUUGUUUGAAAAUGAAAUGCUUUGUGGUUGUUCUUUAUGAUUCUCCUGCCAGCUGGACUAGUUUUUAAUCGCAAGUGCUCGUUUUCUGCUUGAUGAACCAAAUCUGUUCCACACUGUUCUUCCACAGCCGCGAGCCUAUAUGGCUUUCUGCUCACCUUAAUGUUAACAAUAGAAAGCUUUAACACAAACAACACUCAUCUGUAUUUUUUUUUAAUGUACAAGUCUUCUAAUUAGCCCUAUUCAUAAGGUGAAGUGUUUUCUGAAUCGUCUUGUUUUCAGUAUGCUGUUAUUGUACAUUCUUAUGUUUUAUUAUUAAUAUUUUGGCAGUUAAUUUCUAUCAGCCAAGUCAACCACACUGGAGGACAUAAAGCAUCCUACACAGUUACUGGCAACCCCCUUAAAAUAAAACAUUUUCUAUUCAAGCGA